Molecule: messenger RNA, 1680 nt
Organism: Penicillium cosmopolitanum
Lineage: Eukaryota; Fungi; Ascomycota; Eurotiomycetes; Eurotiales; Aspergillaceae
Exons: 1
Coding region: 1-1680 (559 amino acids)
Source: RefSeq, a predicted model, not a curated record
AUGACUUGUGCAAACCUCGCCCCCCUACCAUUCGAGCUAUGGGGCUGCAUCGCCUUCUAUUUGUCCAAUGCCGAUAUCAAGACUUUACGCCUGACAUGUACUCUAUUCUACAACGCAGUCCCUCUACGCCUUGACCGUGUUUUUCUAUCCGCAAACCCACUCAACAUAGAGGUCUUUCGCAAUAUUGCAUCUCACGAGAAGUUCCGCCAUUCUGUGACUGAAGUUAUCUGGGAUGAGGCACGCUUACCACGGGGUCCCAAACGAAUGGAUCAAACUGAUGAGGGUCACGAAUUACUCUCAGACGAAGAUGAGCCCAAUAACACCAGAGAAUGGGCUGAACAUUACCACGACUACUUUAAAGAGAAACUCAUGGAGCGACAUGAAUAUGAUGAAGAGAGCGCGUGCCCUAUAUGGUUCAAAGAAGUCUGUGAAGAAAACCUCCGCAUUAUAAGGAACCGCAAAUAUGACGAUAAAGAUACACCCGAAUAUAUUGCGUGUAGAGCGCAGAUCCAGGCUCAGCCUCCACUGGGGCAAUGCUGGCAACAUUAUCAACAUUUGUUGUGUCAGCAAAAGGAUGUGCUGGCCGGAGAUAGCGACUACGAAGUAUUCUUAUUUGGCGUGAAACAGUUCCCUGCUCUGAAAAGAGUUACCAUCACACCUGCAGCCCAUGGUUACCUCUUCUCUCCGCUUUACCCGACCCCAAUGAUUCGAGCAUUCCCUAAAGGGUUUAAUUACCCUAUUCCACAUGGUUGGCUGUACACUGAAGAAGAUAAACCUGCCACUGCGUACGCGUGGAAUCAUUACCCUGAGCUCAGAGCACAGUAUCGGGGCUUCCAAACCGUAAUGCGAGUACUCGCCAAUGAACCUAAUUCUGUUUCUGAGCUCGUGAUGACUUCCAGCUUCCUACCUACGGGAAUCAACUGCACAAUGUUCGACGAGCCCUGCGAAGAGUAUGAUCAGUUUGUCAAGGUGUUGAAAAACCCAGGGUUUCGUCGUCUUGAUAUCUCACUCCUUGUUGGCGGAGAAGUGGAGUCAGACCUUGAAGCAUGCUGGCGAUCUCUUCGGAAUGGUCGUCUAUGCCAUGCACUACGUGGCGCAACAGAAAUGGAGGAGCUCAGGCUGCACACAACAUACGAUGAGGAUAUUCAUGCCGAGGGACAAUACCCACGGAUAUCCUUGAAUGACAUCGUGCCCGUGGAAAAAUGGUCGAAGCUGCGCCACUUUGAACUCUCCGGCUUUGUAAUCUCAGAGGAUGAGUGCAUUUCCUUUCUCCCCACCCUGCCAAAAUUCAUCCGAUCUAUUGAGCUUACUGUGAUGGAAUUCCAUGAUCUUGGGGACUGGCAUAGAAUGCUCAAAAUGAUCCGCCGAAUGGUAUUUGACAACACAUCGUGGCGAGACCUAAAUCCAAUCUCCAGACCCACGAUUAAGAUUGGGGUGUCAGAUUCGCUUGGGGGUGGCCCCCCCGAUUAUGGAGUUAUAUGGGCUGAAAAAGAGGUAGAAGAUUUUAUCUACGAUGAUGGGGAAACCACUUUUAAGGAAUCAGCUCCCCUUGAAUCUCCAAACGGGACCGGAACGCUGAAGGAUUUACUCGAUCCUACCAUUGGACGUCCCAAUGUAGGGCCGUUUGAAGUGAUAAGGCUGGGCAUUUACAGGAAUAAUUAUGAUGUCUAUACAUACUGA